CGACCUUACAGCUUUAAGUGGAGAGGGAAGACGUCAAAUACCAUUCCGGGCUGUAUUUCAUCAUGGAUGAGUACAUUAGUAGAACUAUCGACCUUCCGUAAGCCAACUUGAUGGCUUCCUCACAUUCUACACCCCAAGCAAGAUUCGAACCCAAAUCGGUGACGGACAUGUGAUUUUGAAAUCAGUGAACUUAACCAUUCGGCCACAGACAUACACUUUAAGAAUGAAAACAGUUGCCUUGGAUACCGUUUUAUGUAUCAAUGAUGUAUCUGUUGUUGCCAAGACGUCACAGAUUCUCAGCAACAUCACGUUUUCAUCAUGCAGUGGAGAUUUUCUUGCAAUUAUGGGACCUUCAGGUGCCGGAAAAACAACCUUGCUGAAUGCUAUUGCUGGAAGGCAGCCAUUAUCUUCAGGGGAGAUCACUCUAUCUGAAAAGAAUUUUGACAAACAGUUGAGGCGCCGGUUAGGGUUCGUUUUGCAACAAGAUGUUUUCUUUUCUCGCCUCACUCUCUGGGAAACACUAUAUUUCACAGCAAUGAUAAGGUUACCUGAGCAUAUUUCACUUGCAGAGAAGAUGGACCGAGUGGAUGAAAUCAUCAACAUGUUAGACAUACGAAAAUGCGUAAACACGAUUAUCGGAGAUAUGUUUGAGCGAGGAUUGUCCGGAGGAGAGAAGAAAAGAGUAAGCAUUGCUUGUGAACUGUUGACAGAUCCGGAUAUACUCUUAAUUGAUGAACCUACGUCGGGUCUAGACUCCAGUACAGCGUUAACCCUUAUCAAACAGAUGAAGACAUUCGCCGCUCAGUACAAUAAAACAAUUAUUGUGUCCGUACACCAGCCAUCCAGCCAGAUCUAUCAUACAUUUGACUCAUUAUUGUUGAUGGCCAGUGGCAAAGUUGUAUACUUUGGGGGUGCACAAGAGGAGCCGUUAGAAUUCUUUGAACAAGUGGGAUUAAACUGCGGCGAGAUGUACAAUCCUGCAGAUUUCUUUCUUGAAGUGCUCACAGUUGACCAAGCUAAAAUUGAUGAGAUCGUGUGCGCUUUUAAACAAAAGAGAAUAACUUUGAUGAAUAAGUUGUCAGUGCAACAAGACUUUGAUGGAAAUGAAACACUUCAAACAUUAAACAACGGCAAUGAAAUUCCUGCAGUAGCCUCCAGUUACAGUGGUUCUUUGAAAAAGAGUGAUUCAUCUUCAAGCAUAAUAAGCAAAAGAUAUUCGUCUGGAACAGUUGUUAUGUUUGACGAACUUCACGUUAGCGACUUGAAAUCUUCCGAUCAACAAAGAUGGCCAUGCGGAUUUUACACACAAUUUCGUAUGUUGUUCUGGCGAAAUUUCAAGCAGUCAAGGGGAAGAAUUCUACAUCUUUUUGGUGUCAUUCAUUAUGUUGUAAUUGCAGCAUUUGUAAGCAUGGCGUUUUUCAAGAUUUCAUCAGAUGCCAAAGACUCUAGAGACAAGAUGUCCGUGUGUUUCUUUUGUGUUGCUUUCUGGACAUUUGCGCCCACGUUAGACGCAACUUUAGCGUUUCCAGCAGAAAUGGAUGUUGUUUCAAAGGAGCGAGCGGCAGGUGCCUAUAGAUUGUCAGCCUACUAUUUUGCCAAAAACAGUGAGUGAGCUACCGUUGCUUUUCCUGAUGCCUACGUUAUUCUAUCUUUGCGUUUACUGGAUGGCGGGACUUAAUGGCGUGCGAGAAUUUUUCAUCACUUGGCCAGUACUUAUAAUGAAUGUCUACAGUUCCCAGGCCAUGGGAUUGUUUCUUGGCGCAGCCAUAUCUAACGUGAAGCUCGCUAUUGUGACAGGGAAUACAAUAUUAAUCCUUUCCUUUCUAUUCAGUGGAUUUAUAACACAAUCCAUUCCACACUGGAUUUCUUGGAUGAAAUAUUUCUCCCAUAUGCAUUACCCAUUAAGUGCAAUCUGUCUCAUCGUUUUUGACAAUAUGGAACCUUUGCCGUGUAACGAUACCAGUGUGAAAGACUUAGCAAAAUGUUUACAAAAUGAGACAGCAGUGAUCACUUCGACGGAUAUACUUUAUGGAGCAGGCAUGGUACUUCCGAUGUACUGCUACCUCGCCACUUUUGCACUCAUUUUUGUUUCAUUGAGAGUUGCUGCUUAUGUUGCCCUACGCUUCAGAUGUCAUAUUCCCCUAUAAGAAAUUUUACCUGUAGCUUUUCUAAUUUAGGGAAAUGGAUGUUCCUCAAUAAUACUGGAUACAUGUCCCCAAUAUAAAAUCCUCCUAGCCAGGAAGUCGGAUGUUUUUAGACAAGAAGCAUUAUUUAUUCUUAGAUGCAGGAAAUCAAAUGAAUGUGUAAAUGUGUAAUGACAGCCAGAAAAGAUGUUAAUGAGAGGAAAAAAUUGAGACGCCAACAGAAGACUUUGAAGUAGUUUCUCUUUUACUAAGACAAGCGAGAGUCAUUUUCAAUUUCAGCUUCCACACUUACCAGAUUACUUUUAAAUCAUUCAGAAUUAUAAAAAGUGUAGUGACAGACGUGAUGUACAUAUUUGUGUGAGACUCAACACAUUUCUACCAUCAGUAGCAAAUUAUUAUUUAUUUGACACGACUUUCACUACUAUAUCUUGAUUUUGAACUAUUAAUGUCUAGUACCUUUUAAUCGAUUUGUCCAUUUGAACACUUUGUUUAUAGAAAAUAUUGCUUUAUUUGUUAUAAAACUCGAAUAUUCGUUGAAAAUCAAAGUAUAUUAUAGUAACACGCAAGAAACAAAAAUAACAACACAUUUUUACAGAGCAAUUUUAUUCCGACAAAGUUGGCAGGAUAAUGUUCUGCCAAAGAAGUAAUUUUCUAUUAACAUAUAUAAUGUUAUUUAAAAAGGUAUUUCAUAUUGGCGUUGUUAUUAAUCAAAAUGUUGUCAUAUUAGUUCAAGACAUAAGGCCGAGGGCCAUACGACUUACGGAGGGCAAAUACAUUAAUUGUAGGCCAAUAUGAACACACUUUAUUAAUGAUUACUUUUUAUACUGGCUAGAACACCACAAGAACUCUUUUAGUUACCUUACGACAGUUAUGCACAUUCAGAUCAAAUUUAGUUUAGUAUUAUCAAUUAAACCCUGAUUUUCAAAGUCAUCAUCAUAUAAGUCAGUAAAACAGCUAUGGUGGUGAUUAAACUUUAGAGACAAUGUGAUGCAUCCAUGAAAAAUUCACACCUAACAGAGCAUUAUUAGAAUAUAAAUAAGCAAAGUCUCAGAUUAAGAUCUUAACUUAUUAAGGGUUCCUUUCAGUAAGGAGUUUAUGAUUUCUACACCAAAAAUCUCUAUUUACACAAUUCAAUGCUUUUCCAUAGUCCACAAAUGCACAGUAUAAUUUCUAAGUCAUAAAAGGAUAAAGUUCGACCAAUAUUUUUAAUGUAAUUAUGUGAUCUACAGCUCCAUAAUUUUAAGUAAUUUAGCCUGUUCUUCAGAUAAUAAUGCUUAAUUCUCUGGAAAGGUAUCAAGUCUUUUAUCAAGAAUACUUGUUUCGUGACCUCCAAUUCCCACACCUACCUGAGCGUCCGCUUCGAGUGCGGGAGGUCGUGGGUUCAUUCCCCGGCCGCGUCAUACCAAAUACGUAAAAAAUGGUACUAGUAGCUUCCUCGCUUGGCGCUCAGCAUUAAGAGGGUAGUACUAGGACUGGUCAGCCCGGUGUCAGUAUAAUGUGACUGGGUGGGGUAUCAUGUCACGUGUCUACGGCGUGAUAUUCUAGUGAGGCAGCAUUAUAAAGUUGGGCAUUGUGCUCACUGCUACAAGAAGACACCAUCAUUUACAUGACUGAAAAAGUGUUGGAAAAAGACGUUAAACCCGAACACACACACACACACACACACGCACACACGCACGCACGCACACACACACACACACACCUACCUUAGAAUACAGUUUGGUAAAAUACUUGAUACAUUCAAAAAGAAAAUCUUAAGACACUGUAUUUUAGAGACUUCGUAGCAUUGUUUUUAAUAUUUUGAUUUAAUUGUUUUAUAUGCGAUAACAUCAGAUGUUACAGUAAACCUCGCUUAUAAGGAACAGCUUGGGACCUCUAAAAAUUGUUCCUUAUAACCGAGUUUCCCUAUAUCCAUAUAGCGAACUAAUUCCUUGUAACCGAUGUUUGUAUAACGAACACAAUUUGUACAGCGAACACUAUUUGACUGACGUUUGAAAAGGGCUCCGGGUCGACCAUGAAUCUUUAUGUGAGAAAGUUGUGAGUCUAGUACCGGUCCUAUCCUACAGAGAUUGAAAUAGUGUUGAAACACGGCGUUUAAACCUAAACUAAGCCAAAAUCGGUAAGGAUGACGUGAUUUGUGUUUAUUUUUUGUCGGCUAUUUCUAUCUUCUUUUUUAGGAGAGCACUACAUUAUGAUUAUAAGAUAUGUUGCAGCCCUUACCUUGCUCGACAGCAUUUUAUGUGAAUAGGCAUCAAUACUAAUAUUAAAUAAAUGUUCAAAUAAUUAAUACAAAAUGUUAAAUUAGCCUACCAAUUCAAAUCAAGUAGGGUGUUUAUGACAUACAGUGCAUUACGACUAGACAACGGCGCCAUACAAACGGACUAAAAUGUAAAUUAUAUCUAUAGUUUUGCUAUUGUCCAUUUUAGCACCUGCUAUAAUUUUUACAAUUGAAAAUUGGGUAAACUGGACUGUUUAUCAUUGUUAAUCACGCGUAAUUAACACAUUUAUUUAGGAUAGUAUGACAUGACCGUGUCCACGACUGAUUUUCGUUCACUAUUGUUAACAUGAAAUACCCAAUACAUGUAGCUCUCAAACAUAAUCUCGAGUAAAUAUAAGUUAAUUAUGAUAGUAUUUAUUUUCUUUUAUCAUAUCCGUGAAAUAACAAACUAAAGACCAUAGAAAUGAAAUAAUAUGUGUUUAUUCAUGUGCAUAAAAGCGCGUGAAAGUGCUGACGUUACUCUGACGUCAUCAGCGAUUCUCCUGUUUAUUUCCAGUUUUCAAUAAUUUUUAUUAUUUAUGUCUGUUCGCUAUAACAGAGGUGUUUUCUAUUGAAUUUCAAACUUUUGGGACUAGAAAAAGUGUUCCUUAUAACCGGGUGUUCCUUAUAACCGAGUUCCCCAUAACCGAGGAUUUUUACAUUGAAUAAAGAAGGCAUUAGAUCGGGGAAUUGAAAACUGUUCCUUAUAACCGAGUGUUCCUUAUAUCCGAGUUCCUUAUAAGUGAGGUUUACUGUAGUUUUUAAAUUUUUGUGGGUUUUUAUAUUUCAUCAUUUAUAUUUUAAGGUUUGUUAAAUUAAAUGCACAGCGCCAUUGAAUAUGUCAUUGUAUAGAAAUUGGUGUUUAAUCAAAUGAAUCAGUUUAGUUUCAGAUAACAUAAAAUAUAUACUAGGAACCGCGAUUUCUACCAAUGUAGACAAAUCUGCUGUCCCUUAUGCGUUUAGAGCUCCAUUAUGGCAGUAUUGACACAAUAAUUCUGUUGCAAAUGUUCUGUCAUACGAAAGGACAACAAACCUCUUAACUACUCAUAUAAUGGCAAUAUUACAUUACCCUGGGAAAUUGAAGAUGCCACACUAUAAGCUCGAUGUUGCUUUCAAGAGAAGUGCUGGUUUCUUCCAUUUUUCACAAUAGAAGAAUGGGGUCUGAUCACAACUAGCUUUGAGAAUAUCCUACAAGUAGAUUUUCCAUACCAUAUCACACCUAAUGAGAAUUCUUGGAAGAAUCUUUAUAUGUAUGUUUGAAGUAUCUAUGAUGAACGCUUUAGUAGGACCCGUUUUCAGUCUGUUUAAAAUUGGAGCCCCAUCCCAAACCACUGCAUUAAUUAUGGAUGUUUCAGUCUGAAAGGAUGACAACGUCUUAAAUGGCAACGGGUAACCUUCUCGAACAGAUGGGUGAGGUCAAAUGUGAAAAAAAAUCAUGGUGUCUACAGGUUCAGAGUCUGGACGUAUGGUGUGCAGUCCAUCUACUAUUGUCUAGCAUGCCACAAAUAGGCUUCCAUGCGGCUAUCUUUAUAUACAAUCCACUCGGUGCAAUCAAAACCUUAUUCUCACCAUAUGUCAUUGGCCUAUUCCGCUUUAUCUGUUUGGCGAUUGCAUACAGAGGAUGUUUGUAUGCUGUAACUGGAAUCCAGUGGAGACUGUGGCAGUGGGCAGUAGCCUUGAUAAUGUACAUCGAGUGGUACAACCAUUCUUUAAAGUCUGCAUCACUGUGAUUCAGGUUUGCACGACAUUGCAGCGGAUCUAUAAGACCUUUUGGAGCUUGGAAUACAUCUAAGCGAAAUAAUAGCAGACUCGACUUUACUGAGUCUGUUCAUAAGAGGUAAUGGAUAGUGCAACUCCCCUCACGCCACCUAGCAUUGACUUUAGCGGAAUUCUAUAGAUAUUAAAUGGAUUCCAUGAUACUUAAAAUAUAGCAACACUGAACCCACGACAAUAAACUAGCCAUAUUAUUACUAUUGUUUUAUGUUGAAAGAAAAUGUAAAACAGUUCUAGACUACGGUACAGUAAUUUCAGUAAUAAUAUGAAAUAAGGCACUGCCUCAAUCAGGAAUCGUUACAUUCCAUCAGCUUGCCCAGAAAUAUGCGUUUGUAUCAAUUUAAAGGUAUAUUUUGGAAUAAAAAAUAACAAUACUGCCCAUAUUUGUACUGAUUGUGCAAGACGUUGCGGUUCGGACAAGUUAUGUGAACGCUUAUUACGCACAAGGAAAAAGCGUAUUCUUCCAAAAUAUCCGAUCUCAGACGCACUGUGCACGUGCCGGAAGAGCACACUUCUUAAUUCGAUAGUUUAUCUCAUUCGGUAUAUAUCGCAUGUUACUGUAGAGGGAUCGAUUCGCGGCGAAAAUCGGUAGGAUCGAUUUCCUAUAACAAUACGUAGCAGCAGGUUAACCGGGGUGGGGGAGGGUGAACCUCUAUAUGCAGCCCGUCUGGGCGUACCAUGUAAGGUUUUAAGCACUGGUAUUCACAAUAGAGGUAAAAUAACCUCAGGGGGAAGGGUGCGGUCAUGAUAUUGUGUUAAAUAAGGCUGUUAUAAAUUUUUUUAUUAUUAUUGUCGUUAUUAUUACUGUUAUUAUUAUUAUUAUUAUUUUUAUUAUUAUGUACAACGCCAUUGAAUAUGUCUUUGUAUAGAAAUAGGCGUUUUAUCAAAUUAUUCAGUUUCAGUUUCAGGCGGGUAAGUUGAUUACAAAUUAAUUAUUAUGUAAGUAGCACACACUAAGGAUUGCUUAUACACAGAACAAUAAAUUGACAAUAGCAUAAAUUCAGUACUUGAUAGUUCUUUCAAAUCUAUACAUUUACAAACUGUAUUUUAUUGUGCUAAUUAUCUGAUUUAUAUAUUAAAAUGUGUAGUUCACAACUUCUAUAUACCUUUAUUACACAUCUGGACUGGAAAUUGUAUUUUUGUACUUUUAUUGUUAGUAAAUUAUCUCAACUAUA
Molecule: messenger RNA, 7349 nt
Organism: Mercenaria mercenaria
Lineage: Eukaryota; Metazoa; Mollusca; Bivalvia; Venerida; Veneridae
Exons: 14
Coding region: 224-1612 (462 amino acids)
Cellular component (GO): plasma membrane
Molecular function (GO): ATP hydrolysis activity; ABC-type transporter activity; ATP binding
Source: RefSeq, a predicted model, not a curated record